UUGAUUCCAAUGCAAUAAAUGCUUAUAAAUGUUACAAAGCUAUGGAAAGUUGUUUUAAUUAAAAAGCUUAAAUGACCAAAAACUUUGAAAGAGGGAAUAAACCUUUGAUAAUUGCGUCACCGUCAGCUGAGCUGUAAAUUGACUGUUGUGAUUGGGGAAACCCUCGGGCCAUAGCAUCUGUCGAUUGGGCCGCCACAGUGUAUCACACAAUAUGAUCGGACGAUACUGAAAGAAAAUUGUGUAAUACGGACGAUUAUAAAUCGUCAUAGAUAUAGCCCUGAUCUAAGCAGGUAGUUUUUAGUGGAUCAGCAAAACUGAGAUGGUAUACUGAACCAUUAAUGUCCGUAUAUGACCACAGUGUGUUCAUAACUAAGCAUUGAAGUGCUGCCUGUGAUGAUGGUUAGGGCUCUCUGAUUGAGAAUCCCGUCCCAGGGUUCUACAGAGAAUAGUAUCCCAGGGUUCAACAGAAAACUGUAUCCCAGGGUUCAACAGAGAACUGUAUCCCAGCGUUCCACAGAGAACUGUAUCCCAGGGUUCCUGAGAGCAGCAGAGUAUGAGUUACUUCAGCUAUGUGGGUAGGAUUUUCUCCAAUGUUAAAGGUUUCUACAAUGAGAUUAAUGCGGCGACCCUGACUGGUGCUAUCGAUGCGGUCAUCGUGCAGCAAGAGGACGGGUCGUACCUCUCCUCCCCGUUCCAUGUCAGAUUUGGAAAGCUGGGUGUCCUUAGAGCUAGGGAGAAAUUGGUUGACAUAGAAAUCAAUGGUGAGCCAGUGGACAUUCACAUGAAGCUUGGAGAGUCAGGAGAAGCCUUCUUUGUGGAGGAACUUCCAGAGGAAGACAGUGAAGAUUUUCCGGCCUACCUGGCUACUUCUCCACUGCCCUCUUCCUCCGACCUGAUGAGGGAGGGGGUCAAGGAGAUGAAGCAGGACUACCUCCACACGGCAGGGAAGGAGGAGGAGGAGGAGGAAGAAAAUGCAGGAAAACAUGAGUAUGUGAACACUGCCGGCAAUACCAUUGAGGUGAUCCCUCCAAAGUCCCCUGACCCUGACAGCAAUGUCAGCAUAACCAUAGAGGACGAGGAGGGGAGGAAGAAAAAAGUCCGCAGGAAGAAGCGACCAGUGAGGAGGACGCCCUCUAAUGAAGAAGGAGCUAAGAAAGGAGCAGAUAAAUCAGAUGAGAUAUUCAACAUGGAUGAUGUUUCCACUGAUGAUGAACUGGCCAAUCUUCCCACCAUAUUACCAGACAUGACCCCCAGGAUGGGGAAGUCUGUUAGCCUUCCAGUGAUGGACGAGAGCCAGGAAAGUCGUCUAGAGAGAACCAGUCAAUGGGCCCAGUCCCAGUUCUCCUUUGGGCACCCAUUCAGUGACACAGAUAUGUCACCCGUGGCAAGCCCCACCAACACCCGCCCUCCCUCCCCCAAGAGUGACACUGAGGUGGACCGCCAGAGACAGGGCCAGGUGGACCGGUCCAUCCUGUCGGAGGAGGACAGCACUAUGUGGGAGUGGGGGGACCUCCCCCGCCGCCCAGAGGAAGGGGAACCCCCCACUGAACCCAGUAAGGAGGCCCUGGACAAAGGAGGAGAAUCCCAGGAGAGCAAGGGCCUGUUCCAGUUCAUGAAGAAAACAAAAACUGUGAGGCACAAGCCUGAGGGGGAAGGCAUAUACCUGGACGACCUCAAUCUGAAGGAAAUGGAUCCAGAGGUGGCUAAAUUAUACUUCCCUAAAAGAUUCCACGACUCAAAGUUUGUGUCCAUCAAGGAACGGAUUGAGCCUACUGAUGAAGACGCAGAGUCAGGGCGAGGGGCCUCACUUCCUGUCUCGCCUCACUCAGUAGAAGGCGCCAUCGGGGGCCCCCCGGGGGUCAGCUUCCUAAAGUCUGAGGUCCAACAUCUUAGGAAUUUCUCCCUCUCCCUCUGUGGGGGCCUCAGUGACCCUGAUGGCAUGACCUUGGAGAAGUUCAUGACCCACAUAGUGACGUACGAGGAUCUGUGUGAGAACUUCAACAUGGUCACUAAUCCAGACUUGGUGGUCCGAAUUGGAGAAAACUACUACAACUGGCAGACUGCAGCCCCCAUUAUCCUGAGUCAUGUCUGCUUUGAAAAAGAUCUUCCAGAGAAAACCAUGAAUGAUGUUGUAAAAGAACAUAUGCCAAAAAAGAAACCCAAGAAAGGGGGCAUGUCCUCAUGGUUCUCAUGGCGACGAACAACAGACACGGCCAACCCUGCUGUAGGAAGCAGCCCGGGGGAGGUGGAUGUAGCGGUCACUAAAUCGACGGAGAGCUCAACGACAUCCAUGUCUCCCCCCAUCAGUCAGCCGGGCAGUCCCCGCAAAUCUCAGCGAAGAAUUACGGACGAAAGCCUGAAGAGUGAGGGGAAUGACACUUCUUGUGAUGACCUUGACACAGAGGACUCUGACCCAAGUGGUCAGCCAGCAAACCUUACCCCCAAGAGUCGGUCAAGCAGUAAGCCGAUCGAUGUCACCCCCUCUAAGGAGAAGUUCAAGAAGUCUCUCCGUCUUUCAUCAGAACAAAUUAAAAAUCUGAACUUGCAUGAAGGCCAGAAUGAUGUAUCUUUCUCUGUUACGACGCAGUAUCAGGGGACGACCAGAUGUAUGUCACACAUAUACCUGUGGAACUAUGACGAUAAAAUUGUGGUCUCUGACAUUGAUGGAACAAUCACAAAAUCUGACGUUUUGGGACAAAUCCUUCCCAUCAUUGGUCGAGAUUGGUCACAGUCGGGUGUGGCUCAACUCUUCACCCACAUCAACAACAACGGAUACAAGUUCCUGUAUCUGUCGGCCCGAGCCAUUGGUCAGUCUAAAGUGACAAAGGACCUGCUGCGUAGCAUUAAGCAGGAGUUCCAUGUCUUACCUGACGGACCACUGCUCCUGUCCCCAACCUCCCUCGUUAGUGCCUUCCACAGGGAGGUGAUAGAGAGAAAGCCUCAGGAGUUUAAGAUUGCCUGCCUGCGUGACAUUGGGGAACUGUUUCCGGGGCAUAAGCCAUUUUAUGCAGGAUUUGGGAACAAAAUCAAUGAUGUCUGGUCAUACAAAGCCAUUGAUAUUCCUGAUGUACGGAUUUUUACAAUAAAUCAUCGUGGAGAGCUGAAACAGGAAUCUUCCUACACAUUUCAGUCCUCGUACUACAGUCUGUCAGAGAUUGCUGACCAUUUCUUUCCUCCGCGGGAACGCUUAGGGGUGUACGACAAUCACUUCAGCACUGUCAAGUACUGGAAAGACCCCCUACCCCCGGUGACAGAGACUGAGAUACUGGAGAUAGACAAAGACGACCCGGCUGCUAAAUGACAACCACCGUCCGCAGACAAGCAGUCCAUCUCUGUUCCAGUAGAUCCGACAUUGUCGCGCUCCGACAGCAUUCUCCAGAGUGAUAAUAGCUACGACCUCCUGGAUACGUUUUCAGAGAGUGAGACAGAAGAAGACAUUAGGCUAACGCAGGCCUUGGAGCCGAGACAGGAAUUUCAGAAAACUGGGAAGUACUGGCUAAUGCCUUUCAGUUUCUACAUGUAAGAAAACAAAAGACUUCCAAAAUUGUCAAAUUUUCAAAAUUUUAUUUUAAGGUUUUAAUAGUUUUCAGUUUUUUUUAAAAAUAAAAAUUAGAAUUUUUUUCAAAACUCUGAUGGAUAAAUUUGUUGGCAGUUUGGUGCAGAAUAAUUGAGUAUGGCUGAUAGUUAGGAUUUUUUACCAAACUUUUGUUAGUUUGAGUUGGUCUCUUUUUGUUACAAUUUACGUAAAUUUCCCCUUCAGUGUUCAAAUUACCCCCUUUAGUUGUAUCUUCCCAUUCCCCCGAGGAAACCCUGUUUGUCUGUGGUACUAUGCUGAAUUACUGUGUUCUGUUGUUUAAAGUAAGGAAGCACGGGAACAAAAUCAUGUUUAUAUACUUAUAUAUUUGUUACAGUUUUUACAUUUAUAUUUGUUUUCAUCAAUCAGCAGAAUGUUCAGUUUUGAGAAAUUUGCUGCUAGAAGAAAGAUUGUGAAAUAAUUUAAAUAAAGGCAGCAAAAUGUGAUUACUCUGUGUUGAUACUAUUACAUGUGAUUCAUUGUGUGUGCGUAUCAAAGACUGUAUUGUUUUGAAAUCUGUCAGAAAUUGGUGCAUAAUACAGUCAGUCAUGAGUACCAAUAUAUAUUUUUGUUGUGUAGAAUUCAUUUCAGAUGACCAUAUUUUUCUUCCUUAUUGUCUGAGUUUAAAACUGUUAUUUGUUCAAGUAUAUGAUUAUUUUUGUUUUAGUACCGUUUUAAACAUUAAUUUUUUUUUCGAACAUGGAUAAUUGAAAACUUUGACUUGCUAUUUAGUGUUCUUUGAAAUGGAAUUGAUUUGUAAUUCCUUUCUUAGUUUACAUUUACAAAUUCUGUAAGGAGGUAACUAUCCACUCCCUACAUCUCCUCUUGUUUGCUAAUGGUCAUUUAACUGUCAUAGGAGUUCAGAAUUUAGUGUUUUAUAAUUAAGUAAGAGUCUUGUGAACACUGUGAUAAUUAGACAAAUGUGUAUAAAGUGAAUAAGAUAUUUGUAUUUACCCUAGUUAUGGCUGAAAGCUGGGUGUAACUUGUGAUGAUGGCUUGAUGUAAUCUGUAGUGGAGGGCUGUGUCAAACUUUCUGAAAUGAAAGUACUAGUGAUUAAGAUAUACAGUAGAGAUGAGUGAAGCACUUCAGAUGGGUAGUAUGAUUAAAUGUUUUAUCUAGGUUAUGGAGCCAGUUGAUUUACAUACUUCUAUAUUGAUAAGCCAGCUGGUUUAGGGAGUUGUAGAAGGUUACGGAGUUCUUCCACUAGUUCGUCAGCUGCUACAGGUGAUAUGAUAGAUUAUGAUAGCUAGAUUCUGUGAUACAUUAGAUCUGGAUCCAGAAACAAAGUGAUGGUCAUUCUGUGAUGAUGCAGGUACAGCUAAGCUUCACCAGUUCCUUAGAGUCAGGGCCACUGGUUUAUUACUUAUAUUACAAUAUACACAAGAUAUAACACAAGAUAUAAGAUAUCAGGGAUACAGUCAAAAGAGAAUGUCGAUAUCAAUACUGAUGUGACAUCUUAAUUAAUAUUACAAUUUGAUGAAAGUGGUAUGUGUGUAGUUUCAUUAUAUGUCCAUGAAUUCUGUAUACAAGUGAAAUAGUCAUUCAUUAGUGGAUUGAUUCAGUUAAAUGGGGUCAGCAGUAUUAGCUGUGUGUAAGAAGGAGGGAAUGAGUAUAAGACUAUUGAAUGGAGUGUGAGUUACAUUAAUACACGUGUUAUAACAACAGGUUGUCUGUGUGUAACCAAAUAUGUGGAAAAUUGUGGCAUUUUAUAAAUUCGUAUGCAAUGAUCAGUCUUUGUUCCCAGAGGUUGACUAAGCCUUUAUUCCCUCCCCCCCCCCCCCCCCCCCCCUCCAUUUUAUAAACACUUGUGAAUGAACAAUUUCUUUUCACUGUUUGAUAAAUUGUACAUGCUGUAUGUCUAUAAUUAAAAGACAUUUGCACAAGGGUGUAUACAUUUACAAAUCGAUGAAAACAUGAUUUUAUCAAAAUAUUUGCACAUAUUGUGUUGAAACAAUUUUGUUGUAGCAUGUGUCAGUGUAAGUACAUGUAUGCAGUAUGUUAACCGUACAUGUGUGCCCUUUGCAUACAAGUUUUUAAAUGUUGAUAAACAGAUGUGUGUGUCUCUAUUGUUUAACCAUUUGUAUAAGCAUUGACAUAUUUGUACAGGUAUUAUAGCUGUUGUUAACAGUAUUUUGGAGUGGGGCCUGACUUUCUGUAAACAGGCACCUGUCUUUUGCUAUAGGCGACUGUGCGCUACAUAAGAGUAAUAAAUGGAUGUUGUAGAAAGAAAUUAUGUUACUGAUCGGGAAUCUUGUUUGAUUCAGACAAUAAAUGGAAUGCAGAUUCAUUUAUUGUUCUACCUCAUUUAAUUAGCUCUUCUCUUCUGUUCUAUUUGUAGCAUAUGAAGAAUUUGUUGUAUUGUUAAAUUAUUUUUCUUGCGUUUUGAAAACAAUUACAAUUAAUUACCAUUUGGACAAAUAAAUCUCCUGAGCUCUUCGUGGGAGGCACAGCUAUUUUUUUUUUUAGAAAUUAUUACUGAUAUAAACUGGUCAUACAUUGUUCUGUAUGUAAAUACCUAUGAAGGUAUAUAUAACACUUUGGAUUGUCUCACUGUUAUUGUUUGAAAAAUAGGACCUUGAAUUUCUUGUUUUUAUAACACUGUUAUUGCAAUAAAGUACUUUAAAGUAAA
Messenger RNA from Magallana angulata, 6204 nucleotides. Its product is annotated as phosphatidate phosphatase LPIN2-like. Gene Ontology annotation, biological process: fatty acid catabolic process; positive regulation of transcription by RNA polymerase II; triglyceride biosynthetic process. The record is from RefSeq and is a predicted model, not a curated record. The transcript is spliced from 18 exons. Gene Ontology annotation, cellular component: nucleus. The coding region runs from base 554 to 3301 and encodes 915 amino acids. NCBI's taxonomy places the organism in Eukaryota, Metazoa, Mollusca, Bivalvia, Ostreida, Ostreidae. Gene Ontology annotation, molecular function: transcription coactivator activity; phosphatidate phosphatase activity.